AUGACGGAGGUAUCAGGAACUAUCCUUUCCAAGCAAAACAUGAAUGAUUCAAAAAAAGUAAUUUCGAAGUCCCAGAUUCUAGAAGUGCCUAAUGGUCUCAGCGAAGAGAUGAUUCUGAGCGGUGAAACCCUUCCCAAAGGUGAAUCCGAUAAACCUGAGCUUGAGAAUGGUGUGUUGGAAGAUCAGACUAUUGAACUUAAUUUUGAUGAGGAGCCUGAAAAAGUCCAGCCGGAUCGUUCGUCGCUUCCUCCCGUAUCCGCACACCUAAGCGGGGACGAUGAUGGAGAGGCAGAGCUGCUCAAUCUGAAGCCGGCAGGCGAGCCUGAUCACAACGGGGCGGGCAGAUCGGACAAUUUAGAUCGCCGGGCUAAGGAAACUUCAGAGGCCCGCCGGGAGCGUCAUCGUCUCCGGAAGGAGGAAAAGCGGCGCCUCCGAAAAGCGAAGGACGGCGCCAAAAAGCCCCACCCAAAGCGGAAACGCGAGGAGCCCUCGGCGAGCAGCGACUCCGAUGACGACCCCCCCCCAUCCCGCCACGCCUUCGCCAAGGAUAAGCGCCAGACGGUGUUGGAUCAAUACCAACGCGAGGCGGAUCGCCCUGCUGCCACCCCCUUUUCGGAGGACCCGGAUGACCUCCGCCGUCGCCUGCAAGCGAUGCGGGGGGCGAUUUCGAACGAGGAGCUCCAACGCGCGGUGCGUCGCCUGCAGGCGGUGAUCUCGGCCUGCCUGCAGGACGACGCGUACGAGCGCCACGAGGAGGCCCUUCUGGAUCUCCUUCGCCCCCUCACCACCCGCGAUCUCACCUUCGCGCAGCUCCGGGAAAGUCGAAUCGGGGUGGUGGUCGGGCACCUCUUGAUGGAGCGUUUCCCGCUCCGUCUUCGCCAGCUCGCGCGGGCGACGUUGAACUUUUGGUUUAUGCAACUCCCGCUGGGGAUUCGACAAGGCCUCGUGCGCGAUGUCGAGGUCGAUCGAUGCUCGAACGAAACGGUCGGGAGUGGGCAAUCCGACGCCGUGGAUGCCCGUCUAGGCGCGCUCGCCACCCACCUUUUUGAGUGCUUUACGGAGGAGGAGAUCUACGACGCGCCGGCGGAUUUGAACCUCGUGGAGCUCUGCCGGGAGUUAGAGUCGGCGAUGCAGGCGCGGGAUCGGGAUACCUGCGUGAGUGUAAUGGCGGCCCUCGCGGAUCCUUCAAACGGGGCGUUGCGGCGCGCGAUUCUCGACGGGCGGGUUCGCGCCGAGGAGCUGCUUCGUCGCGUGAACGAUCUCGACGGGCUCGUCGGGGGAAGGGGGGAUACCCGAGGCGUCGCCGCGGACUUCACCUCCCCUGGAUCCCCCACCACCCUAGGGAGUCCACUCGGGGGGGAAAGAGGAGGCGGCGGGGGGGAUCCCCACUCCCCACUCGGUGCCGGCGCGAUCACGACUCUCUACCCUUGCCCAAACUGCGGGGCGCGUGAGUCGGUGCGGUCGACGUACUCCGUUCAGGCGCACGACAGCUUCCCCUGCAUUCUUCGCUGCCGGGGGUGUAAUAAUACGUGGAACAUCGAGGCGUGA
Molecule: messenger RNA, 1548 nt
Organism: Phytomonas sp. EM1
Lineage: Eukaryota; Euglenozoa; Kinetoplastea; Trypanosomatida; Trypanosomatidae
Source: the annotation of a GenBank genome assembly